This is a messenger RNA of Dunckerocampus dactyliophorus (ringed pipefish), 2402 nucleotides long. Its product is annotated as zinc finger protein 135-like. Gene Ontology annotation, molecular function: RNA polymerase II cis-regulatory region sequence-specific DNA binding; DNA-binding transcription factor activity, RNA polymerase II-specific. The transcript is spliced from 2 exons. Gene Ontology annotation, cellular component: nucleus. The record is from RefSeq and is a predicted model, not a curated record. Gene Ontology annotation, biological process: regulation of transcription by RNA polymerase II. Lineage: Eukaryota; Metazoa; Chordata; Actinopteri; Syngnathiformes; Syngnathidae. The coding region runs from base 361 to 1557 and encodes 398 amino acids.
CUAAAGUAGGAAAGGAAUGGAGCAUUGAGGGUGUUUUAGGAACAGUAGGUUAGAGCUAUACAGAUAUGGAGAUAAGUAUUUGAAGGACUCGUGACUGUAUAUUAGAAUAUAGAUAAUUAUUACAAUAUUUAUAUAAUGUUAAUAUCAGUAUUAGUGUUAGUAUUUUCGUCUCUCAUUAUCUGAAUUAAUAUAAAAUGAGAUACAUGGCCCAUGUUGCAUACUCUUGUACAGUAGAUGACGGUAUGCAAGUCAUGGUUGCAACCCGCCAUUGAACCAAAAGAAGAAGAAGAAGAAGCCGGAAGUCACAACGGAAAACGGAAAAAUUAGCAACGCUUCGCUGAAAGACGACAAGGCAUCAAAAUGUUGAAAGAGUUGGUGAAGGAGCGGCUCAUGGCGGCAGCUGACGAAAUAUUCGAACUUUUUGAAAGAACCAUAGCGUCGUACGAGGAGGAACUUUGUCGAACAAGAGAGAAGAAGCGACAUGGACGACAACUGGGAACCGUUGGCAAGACUCGGACUGUGCUACACGUUGAAGACGUCCAGAAGCUGUUUGAUCGUCAAGAAGAACGUCCCCCUCAGCGGCAUGGGGUGAGCUCCACUUUGAAGCCGGAGGAUCCACAGACCCCCCACAUUAAAGAGGAAGAGGAGGAACUCUGGACCACUCAGGACGGAAAGUGUCUUUUAGAGGCACAGAAGACUGACCUCACCAAGUUGCCACUGACAGUUGUCUAUGUGAAGACUGAAGACCAUGAAGACAAACCACCUGAGUCCUCACAGCUUCCUCACAGUGAGGACAACAGAGGGGCGCAGCAUCCAAGCAGCAGCAGCUCACCACAACACAUGACAGCAGAAGCUGAUGGAGACCACUGUGGAGGAUCACAAGCAGACAGCCUCUUAGCUCCACUAUCAGAUAAUGACGACACAAUGUCACACUGUCCUGAAGCUGAAGACAGGAACGACAUCCGAGAAUCUUUGAGCAGCAAUGCAGACUGUGAAGGUGAUAUGAGGACUCAAACUGACAACAAAGACUUUGAAUGUUCUAAAAAGAAGGUGGGAAAAAAAUGUUUGACCCGCUCGGUUUGUGUUGAAAGUUUUUCCAAUAAGGACUUGAGGACGCACGCGGAAGAAAAACCUUUUAGUUGUUCAAUUUGCGGCAAAAGAUUCUUUGAAAAGUCAACUAUGCUCACACACCUGACAACACACACAGGAGAGAAACCGUUUUCCUGUUCAUUUUGUGCGAAAACAUUCUCUCGGCGGAACAUUUUAGCAGCACACAUGCGGACACACACCGGAGAAAAACCUUUUAGUUGUUCAGUUUGUGCUCAAACAUUUGCCCAAAAGGUAAACAUGACAACACACAUGAGAACACACACUGGUGAAAAACCAUAUAUUUGUUCAGUGUGUGAUAAAAGAUUCACUCAUAAGGUAACCAUGGUAAAACACAUGAGAACGCAUACAGGAGAAAAACCAUACAUUUGUUCAGUUUGUGAUAAAGGAUUCACUAAUAAGGUAAAUAUGGUAAAACACACAAGAACACACACAGGAGAAAAACAUUGAUUGCUAAUUAGAUUGAUGCUAGUGCUAAUUUUGCUCAGAUUGCACACAAAACGCACACUAACAAACACACAACAACAAGGAAACGUAAAAAAAUGGAAAACUCAGCAGCAAUUUUACAAAAAUAAAGUCAUAAUAUUAGGAGAUAAAAGUUGUAAUUAACAAAAAGUCAUAAUUUUACAAAAGUAAAGGUGUAAUGAGGAAAUAUGACAUCAUUUUAAUAGCAUAAAGUUGAAAUAUUAAAAAAGACAUUAUUUGUCAUGUGAAAAAACAACAAAUGUAGUUGUAAUUUUUUGGAAAAAUUAGGUUGCGAAAAAAAAUUAUGAUAUGACAAUAAAGUCAUCGUUAAGAGAAAAAAAUAUUUGGGAAAAAAACAACAGCAGACAUAAAAAAAGCAGUCAUUUAAUGAGAAUAAAGUAAAAAAAAUAUUGAGUAAAAAGUGGCAAUUUUACGAUAAUAAACUUAUAAUGUUAUGGGGAAAAGUAAUGCCAUUUUAGGUGGAAUAAAGUUGAAUAAAAUAUAUACCGUAUAUAUAUAGUUAUCAAAUAGUAAUUUUUGGAAAAUUAGGUUGGGAAAAAAGUUAUAAUAUGGGAAUAAAGUCAAAAUAUUACGAGAAUCACAUUUUCAAAGAUGAUUUAAGAAGAAAGUUGAACUAUUUUACCUAUUUCACCUACAUCACAAAGCUGAGAUGCAGUUUUUUUCUUGAACUAUAUAAAACUUCUUAGCAUAUUUACACGUGUUGCUUUACAAAAUAUCAAAGUGGCCCUUUCAUCCUUUCAUUUUUCAGUAUGUGGUUCUCAGUGGAAAAUGUUUCGGACACCCGCGGUCUCAUUCAUGUCACGACUAUA